Arachis duranensis is the source of this 1391-nucleotide messenger RNA. Its product is annotated as mitochondrial dicarboxylate/tricarboxylate transporter DTC. Bases 148 to 1056 code for a protein of 302 amino acids. The transcript is spliced from 6 exons. NCBI's taxonomy places the organism in Eukaryota, Viridiplantae, Streptophyta, Magnoliopsida, Fabales, Fabaceae. Gene Ontology annotation, molecular function: oxoglutarate:malate antiporter activity. The record is from RefSeq and is a predicted model, not a curated record.
AUGUUGAUAAAUAAAUACUAAUAUUUCAGCUUCGCUUCUUUUCUCAGCCGCUAAAACCUCGCUCUACUUGCAGCACCUUCAAGGCUUCACCUUCUUCUUCUUCUUCUCCCUCGCUUUCUUCGUCAAACCCCUUUGUUCCUUCUAUCAAUGGGAGACGACAAGAAGGCCAAGCCUGCUGCCCCCGUCGGCGUAUGGUCCACCGUCAAGCCCUUCGUCAAUGGAGGCGCCUCCGGCAUGCUUGCCACCUGCGUCAUCCAACCCAUCGAUAUGAUCAAGGUCAGGAUUCAAUUGGGUCAAGGAUCAGCUGCACAAGUCACUUCAACCAUGCUCAAGAAUGAGGGUGUUGCUGCUUUCUACAAGGGUCUAUCUGCUGGACUUCUUAGGCAAGCAACUUACACCACAGCUCGUCUUGGAUCAUUUAGAAUCUUGACAUCCAAGGCAAUUGAGGCUAAUGAGGGCAAGCCCUUGCCACUCUAUCAGAAAGCUCUAUGCGGGCUGACUGCUGGUGCGAUUGGAGCGACUGUUGGUAGUCCAGCAGAUUUGGCACUUAUUCGUAUGCAGGCCGAUGCAACUUUACCUGCUGCUCAGCGCCGAAAUUACACAAAUGCCUUCCAUGCACUUUAUCGUAUUGUUGCUGAUGAAGGUGUUUUGGCACUCUGGAAAGGUGCUGGACCUACUGUAGUAAGAGCCAUGGCAUUGAACAUGGGUAUGCUUGCGUCUUAUGAUCAAAGCGUUGAGUUCUUCAAGGAUUCCAUGGGCUUUGGUGAAAUGGCUACUGUGGUCGGUGCAAGUGCUGUUUCUGGAUUCUUCGCAUCUGCUUGCAGUUUGCCAUUUGACUAUGUCAAGACCCAGAUUCAAAAGAUGCAACCUGAUGCCGAGGGAAAAUAUCCAUACACUGGCUCUGUUGAUUGUGCUCUCAAAACCUUGAAAUCAGGAGGACCUUUCAAGUUCUACACUGGAUUCCCUGUCUACUGUGUUAGAAUUGCUCCUCAUGUCAUGAUGACAUGGAUUUUCCUAAACCAGAUCCAGAAAUUGGAGAAAUCUGCUGGGUUGUAGGGGAAGCUAGUGGUGGGCAUUUUGUGUUGGAUUCAAGCUUUUUGAGCAUUUAAUAAUUUGUUGGCUGUGUUGUAGCCCUUUUUGGCAAAAAUUAAAACAUGAAAGGAGCUAAUCAUUUUUUAUAAGAUUUAAUUAAUCUUGGAUCAUGAAGCGGGAAUAUGACAUACUUGACAAUGUAUUAUCUAUAAAUUGCGGCUGUAGCAGAAUAGUAUAAAUUCCAUUUUUGAAUGGAUGUCAUGUGAUUGAGAAACUUGUGGAGAUGAUUGAUGUCCUAAGCCAGAAUAAGUACUCUAUCUCAUAUACCAUUUCAACAUCAACUUUGUUCUUUUAUUGGA